Messenger RNA from Python bivittatus (Burmese python), 630 nucleotides. RefSeq names its product PAXX non-homologous end joining factor (gene PAXX). Gene Ontology annotation, molecular function: molecular adaptor activity. The record is from RefSeq and is a predicted model, not a curated record. Gene Ontology annotation, biological process: double-strand break repair via nonhomologous end joining. Lineage: Eukaryota; Metazoa; Chordata; Lepidosauria; Squamata; Pythonidae. Gene Ontology annotation, cellular component: site of double-strand break; nucleus; nonhomologous end joining complex.
CGCGGCUGCGGCUGACCGACGCGUGUGAGUUCUGGAGCUGCAGCGUCCCUUUGGAGAAGCUGGACGGGCAGAAGGAGCCCGGCUCUCCGGCUGACUCCCUCUCCAGACUGCGAGAAAUCUUGCAGGGCCAGACGCCCACCCUCAGCCUCCACGACGGCAAGGCCAUGCUGCAGGUCCAGGACGGCGGGCAAAGCGUGACCUUCGACCUCUACAAAGCCUCGCUCCCCGAGGCCAGGAGGCAGCUCCAGGACCUCACCUUCGGCCUGGUGGAGCAGGUGCAGACGCUGGAGAAACACCUGGAAGAGAGCGCGGCGGCCGCUGCCACCUCCGUGGCCCUCAGGAGCCCUGGGAAGAAGAUCUUGCCAAGCCAGACUCUCUUGGAAGCAGACCUCAGUCCGCAGAAGCGCAGAGGAGGGGCCAGUCCGAGUAAGAAACGGCUGCCUGGAGAGUCCCUGAUUAAUCCUGGAUUCCGAAGCAAGAAGAUCCCGACAGGGGUAGAUUUUGAAGAUGCCUGAAUUGUUUUCCAAUCAAAGGGCAAGAAACUGCUUCAUGGAUGUUUUAAAAAGUAUUUAAGCAUGACAUGUAAAAAGUAUUUUUUAUAUGUACAGGCAGUCCCCAGGUUAAGAACGC